Molecule: messenger RNA, 4362 nt
Organism: Pestalotiopsis fici W106-1
Lineage: Eukaryota; Fungi; Ascomycota; Sordariomycetes; Amphisphaeriales; Sporocadaceae
Exons: 18
Coding region: 1-4362 (1453 amino acids)
Biological process (GO): transmembrane transport
Cellular component (GO): membrane
Molecular function (GO): ATP binding; ABC-type transporter activity; ATP hydrolysis activity
Source: RefSeq, a predicted model, not a curated record
AUGAAUUCCACAGCCUUGGCCAACUGUGGUGAUGAUUCGUUCGGCCCCAGCGUCAGCUCCCAGGACUGUCGCGGCGGCUUCGACCUCACCUUGUUAUUCGAAGAGAGCAUAUUGGCAAUUUUGCCAGCCGCAAUCUUUCUUCUCGUCACGCCCUUUCGCGCUUCUCGUUUGGUUCGCCAAACACGCAAACUAAAGCUCAAUGCUCUGUACGCGGCCAAAUUAUUGGCGACGGCAGUCUACGUGGGCCUACAGCUUACGUUGCUCGUGCUGUCAAGUGACUCCAGCAUUCGCACCCACGCCACGAUAGCCGCAGCAUCCCUGACCUUUGUUUCUGCGCUGAUGCUUGCGCCUCUGUCGCAUCUCGAGCAUGGAAAAUCUUCCCGGCCAUCAUUUCUCAUCAGCUUCUACCUUGGGUUUACUGCCAUCUUGGAUAUAGCCCGUGUUCGCACACAAUGGUUCCUGCCAAACAAUCGCAGCGUCGCUGCAGUUUUGACUGUGUCACUAAUUGUCAAAUGCCUUCUCUUGACAUUGGAAGAAAUGGGAAAGCGAUCGCUUCUACCCGGCACGAGGAGCGGCAACAUCUCGCUUGAAAGCACGAGCGGCCUCUUCAACCGCAGCACAUUCUGGUGGCUCAAUUCAUUAUUAUUACAAGGGUCCAAGAACAUCCUAGACACUGAUGCGCUGCCUCCGAUCCGAGAGAAGCUUGCAUCAAACAGGUUGGGCGAGACCUUGCAGUCCAACUGGAAGAAUUGCAAUCAGAAUAGAAGACACGCUUUGGCCUGGGCGUGUACCUGGGGGUUUCGAUAUGAGAUAAUGUUGAUUGCGGUUCCCAAGUUUUGCUACGUCGCACUGAGUCUCAGUCAGACGUUCCUGAUUCGGCAAAUGGUCACAUGGGUCCAGAACAGCGAUGCUGCCUCCUCGAAUAACACCGGCUAUGGUCUAAUUGGUGCUUUUGCCUUUGUAUACAUUGGUUUAGCUUUGACCAUGGGCUGGGCAUCGCAUCUGACCUAUCGUUUGAUGACCAUGAUGCGCGGUUCGCUCAUCACCAUCAUCUAUGACAAGAUGGCAACGCUCCCAAUGGCUAGCAGCAAUGACUCGGCUGCGAUGACCUUAAUGGGAACAGACGUGGCAAGAAUUGCAGAGACAUACAAUUUCUUGUUGAUUGACGCACCCCCAGCUCUCGUUCAACUUGGAAUAGCGCUGUAUCUGUUGUACUCUCAGCUAGGUGCAGUGUGUAUCGCCCCCAUUAUCGUUACAAUUCUCUCCACAGGACUCUCAACUCAACUUGCUGGACUUAUUGGACCACGACAAAAAGCAUGGAUCCAAACCAUGCAAAAGAGAAUCAACUUUACAUCCGAGAUUUUGGGAUUCAUGACUAAUAUUAAGAUGCUCGGACUUGCCAAUAAAAUGGCCUCCAACAUUCGCGAUAUGCGACAGGAUGAGAUGGAAACAUCAAAAAAGUUCAGAACAGUACAGAGUCUAAAUAUUUCUUUAGUCAACAUCCCACCAAGCUUCAAUCGAUUUUUCAUCUUUGCGGCUUACGCAAUAGUUGCUCAUGUCAACGGUACUGGCGAUCUGUCAGUAGCACAAGCGAUCACGGCUUUGGCAGCUCUGUCACUGCUUAGCACUCCAUUGUCGACGCUUCUUGUAGCAAUACCGACAGGUUGGGGUGCCCUGAGUUGCUUCACUAGGAUUCAAGAAUUCCUUGUCGAAGAGUCGCGCAUUGACCCGCGAUCGACAUACUCUGCCAUGUCAGGAAGCUGGGAACAAACAGAGACUCAGCCCAGUAACAGUCUGCUGCAGGCCGCCAAGAUCCGCGUGAAUCAUGCGAGUUUCGGCUGGUCCGCCUCAAAGCCGGACGUCGUGAGAGAUGUCACCAGUUCAAUCAAAGGUGAGGCGGUGCUAACCAUUGUCAUUGGCCCGGUCGGCUGUGGUAAGUCUACUUUGCUCAAGGGCCUCCUUGGCGAGAGUGCCCGAGCCUCAGGGUCGGUUCAUGUCUCGUCGCUCGAAAUCGCCUACUGCGACCAGACGCCAUGGAUCAGCAACUGUUCAAUCCGUGAAAACAUCAUUUUCGGCUCCGAGUUUGAUGCAAACUGGUACAAUACUGUACUUCAGGCUUGUACGCUACACGUUGAUGUAGCCGAUAUGCCAGGAGGCGAUUCGGUUAUUGUAGGCAGCAAGGGCGUCAAGCUUAGUGGAGGCCAGAAGCAGCGUUUGUCAAUCGCUCGUGCUCUAUACUCCCGAAAGAAACUCGCAAUACUUGAUGAUGUGUUCAGUGGCCUAGAUUCAGCUACAGAGGAUUCGGUUUUCCGAGGCGUGUUUGGGCGAGAUGGCCUUUUCAAGAAAAUUGGGACAACUGUCAUCUUGGCCACACAUUCUGUCAAGCAUAUUCCCCAUGCCGACUUCAUUAUUGCUCUGAAUAGCUCGGGAGAGUUGGUCGAACAAGGCUCCUUCAUCGAGCUAAAUGUUCCUGGAACGUACACAUACGGUCUUCAGGUAAAGGUUGAGCGGGGUCUUGCUGAUAAGGAGCACGGCAACAAGGAGACUGUCACAAACAAUAAGCCCGAGGCCGCACCUGCGACCAAAGAGAGCGCUUCAGAUGAGAGCCGCCAGACAGGUGACUGGACAGUAUACAAAUACUAUAUGCAGGCACUGGGUCCCAUGAAGUUGUUAAUCUUUGUGCUCCUAGUAGUCUCGUAUUCCGUGGUUAAUGCCAUGGGAAGUGUUUGGGUUAAUUGGUGGGCAUCGAGCAACGAGACCAGUACUGAUACAAGACUCGGAUACUGGUUGGGAAUCUUUGGAUUCCUGAGUUUCAUGGAGGUGCUGCUCAUGACCGCUGCAAUCGCCUUCCUAUGGAUCGUCAUUGUCCCGAACUCCGGAUCUUCCUUGCACAAGGCACUACUUGGAGCUGUAAUGAGUGCACCACUUUCAUUCUUUUCCAAGACUGACACAGGAGUCUUGACGAACAGGUUUAGCCAAGACCUUCGCCUUGCUGACAUGACUCUUCCUGGAUCUAUUAUCAAUGUCACCUUCCAGUUCGCAGGUUGCGGUGUCGUGAUUGCACUUGCUGUCUCUGCUGUUGGCUACUUUGCUGCGGUCUUACCGUUUAUACUCGUGACGCUGUACUUUAUUCAGAGAUUCUACCUCCGAACAUCUCGACAGUUGAGAUUGCUCGAGCUAGAGGCAGCGGCGCCACUUUUCACACACUUUACCGAGUCUUUGGACGGUUUGACUACAAUCAGGUCCUUUGGGUGGACUGCCGUCUUUGCAGAAAAGAGCCGGCAUUUACUUGACCGUUCGCAGAAGCCGUAUUAUCUCCUCUUUUGUAUCCAGAGGUGGCUUGUUCUCGUGCUGGACCUGAUCGUGGCCUGUCUCGCUAUUAUACUUGUUGGCUUAGCUGUCGCUCUCCACACCCGCGUGGACCCUGGAUUGCUGGGUAUUGCCUUGGUCAACAUGAUAUCGCUCUCACACUCCUUGACGAGCCUUGUGCAAUAUUGGACCAUGCUUGAAACCUCGCUUGGCGCCAUCGCGCGGAUCAAGAACUUUGCCGAGGAGACUCCGGCGGAGAAGUCGCCCUCCGAGCAAAAAAGGGAGCCCAGUGCAACGUGGCCCGAAACUGGCGCUUUGAGGUUUCAGCAUGUACAUGCAAGCUACAGCGAAGAAUUGUCGCCCGUCAUUCAAGAUGUCAGCUUUUCCAUCAAAGGGGGCGAAAAGCUCGGCAUUGUGGGAAGGACCGGAAGCGGCAAGAGCUCAUCAAUACUUGCUAUCUUACGUAUGAUCGAUGUGGUCUCUGGUGAAAUUAUUCUUGAUGACAUCGACCUUGCGGGCGUAGACGGAUCCGUUAUUCGACAGAAGCUAAACUGCUUGACUCAAGACCCAUUCUUAUUCCCGGGUACGCUGCGGGACAACAUGAAGCCGGUAGAUGAGGUGACGGAUGAAGCGAUCAUCUCUGCCUUGCAGAAAGUUGAUCUGUGGACGCUCAUCGAGAACAAGGCUGGCGACAACGUUUCGGCGGGAUCUGGCGUGUUGGACUACACAAUAGAUAAGGAUUUCCUCUCCCAUGGCCAGCGCCAACUGUUCUGUCUUGCCCGGGCCAUGCUCAAGCCUGGUAGGGUGCUGAUCCUAGAUGAGCCUACCAGCAGUGUUGACCUCGAGACAGACGCCAAGAUGCAGGAGAUUAUCCGCGCCGAGUUCAAGGAUCAUACUAUUAUCGUGAUUGCCCACAGGUUAUCUAGUAUACUGGAUUUUGACCACGUUGCGGUGCUAGAUGCGGGUCAUCUCGUGGAAUUUGGAAAGCCAGCAGAUUUGUUAGAAAUUCCCACUAGCAAUUUCACCAGGCUAUAUGGUGGAAGGGCCCAGUGA